AUGUCUUCAGAAAAUGGUGUUUUCUUCGCAGCUUCAUAUCCAACUUCAAGACAAUCAUCUCUUUUUUUAUCACGUAGGCAAAAUAGGAAUGUAAAUUUUCCUCCUAGGAAGAGGAUUUGUGUUACUACAUCUUCUGAAAAUUUUGAGCAGCGGAAUCAUCCUUCCAUUGAAAUCCUACUUGAUGAAUGCCUCUUUAAGGUAUUCAAACAUCUUCCCAGUGGAAAAGAGCGAAGUGUAUGUGCUUGUGUUUCCAAGCGUUGGCUUACACUUUUAAGCAGCAUUCGCAAGGAUAAGAUUCCAGAAUCUAAUGGCAUAGAAGGUAAGGGGUCUCUUGUCAGGUCCCUUGUUGGUAGGGAGGCCACUGAUGUCAGACUUGCUGCUAUUGCCGUUGGAGCUUCAAAUUAUAAAGGUUUGGCAAAGUUAUCUAUUGGGGGUGACAAUCCUUGUCAUGGUGUGAGUGAUGGUGGUCUUAAGGCUAUAGCUCGAUGUUGCCCUACUCUGAGAGAUCUUUCCUUGUCGAAUAUGGCUUUUGUUGGUGAUGAAGGCUUAUCUGAGAUUGCUGAUGGGUGCCAUCUGUUAGAGAAGCUUUAUCUUUUCCAAUGCCCAAAAAUUACCGAUAAUUCUUUGUUGGACAUUGCAAAGAACUGUACUCACAUGACCUCCUUGACCAUUGAUUCUUGUAUUAAGAUUGGAAAUGAGGCUCCCAAAGCGGUGGGCAAAUAUUGUCCAAAACUGAAGGUCGUCAUAUUGAAGAAUUGUCCUCUCAUUGGGGAUCGAGGAAUUGAAGAUCUCUUUAUGUCAGCGGGUAAUAUUUUAACAGAAGUAGAGCUCCAGGCACUACACAUUAGCGACAUUUCUAUAAAAAUUAUUUCACAACAUGGAACUGCGCUGACAAGUCUAGAUUUUGGUGAACUUCGAAGAGUAGUAGUGAGGGAUUUCUGGGUCAUGGGCAUUGGUCAAUGUCUGCAUAAGCUGAAGUCCCUUUCAAUAAGUGCUUGCAGUGGAGUCAAUGAUUUGGGUCUUCAUGUUAUCUGUAAAGCUUGCCCAAAUUUGAAGCUAUUUUGUGUUCGAAAAAGUUUCGUCCUGUCAGAUAAUGGAUUGGUUGCUUGUGUCAAAGCUUUAGUAUCACUUCAACAUCUUCGAUUAGAGGAAUGCCACUUGAUUACCCAGGCUGGAUUUUUUGGUAUACUUUUGAACUGUGGUAAGAAGCUGAAGACUUUUUCCUUAGUGAAGUGUUUCGGUGUGAAUGACUUAACCAAUGCAAUUCCUUCAAAGGCUCCUUGUUGUAACUCACUGGUAUCAUUGACUAUUCGCAAUUGUCCUGGAGUAGGCAAUGCUACCAUUGCUAUAAUAAGUAGACUAUGUCAUAGACUGACUCAUAUAAAGUUGAUUGGGCUACUUUCUAUAACUGACGAGGGGCUGUUCCCUCUAGUUAAAAAUUGUGCAGCUAAUUUGGUGGCGGUGAAUCUAAGCGGGUGUGUCAAUAUUACAGACAUAUCAGUUUCAUAUAUAGUUAAUAAGAGUGGGAGAUCAUUGAAGUAUUUGCUCGUAGAUGGCUGCAAAAAUGUUACUGAUGCAACAUUAGUAGAAAUCUGGAACUCAUGUUGGACGCUUAAUGUACUCGAUGUUUCCAAGUGUGGAAUCACCGAUUCGGGGAUUACAACUUUGUCUAGUGCUAUACAGCUUCAAUUGCAGAUCCUCUCACUGUCUGGUUGCCCUUUGGUGUCAGACAAUAGCUUACCCUUCUUGCUCGAUUUGGCUCAGAACCUUCAGGGCUUGAACAUACAGCACUGUCCCAACAUCAGCUCUAAAACUGUUGAUGCACUUGUAGAGAUGAAUCCAAGAUGUGAUAUACUUUCCUAA
Solanum pennellii is the source of this 1863-nucleotide messenger RNA. RefSeq names its product EIN3-binding F-box protein 1-like. Gene Ontology annotation, cellular component: SCF ubiquitin ligase complex. Lineage: Eukaryota; Viridiplantae; Streptophyta; Magnoliopsida; Solanales; Solanaceae. The record is from RefSeq and is a predicted model, not a curated record. Gene Ontology annotation, biological process: SCF-dependent proteasomal ubiquitin-dependent protein catabolic process. The coding region runs from base 1 to 1863 and encodes 620 amino acids. The transcript has 2 exons. Gene Ontology annotation, molecular function: protein binding.